AUGGAUCUUAAGUACAAACACCUAGUUGACAAAUUGAAUAUUCAAGAAAAACAAAUAGAUUACUUAGAUAGAGAAAACAAAAGGAGAAAUUUAGUAUUUUUCGGGAUAGAAGAAGAAGAGAGAAGUUACUUCCAGCUUUAUACAAAAGUAGCUUACAUCAUAACUAUGAACAUGAAGUUAUCUUGUGAGAAAUACGAUAUAGAGAACGUUAAACGUAUCGGUAAGAAGAGAAACAAAGUUAGGCCCAUCAUAGUAGCCCUUACCACAUUAGAAAAAAAGAUGGCAAGCACGUCAUAUUACAUACAAGAAGAUUAUCCCAAAAAAGUUUUGGAGAUAAGAAAACCUUUGAAAGUUACAGUGGAAGAACUCAGACAGGAAGGAAAGGCUGCAAUCAUUAAAUACGAUAAGUUAAUAAUUUUAAAAGAUAAACUACCAAAACAACAUCAACAGUCCAAAAAGAGAAUGCUCACACCGUCUCCAGCUACUCAAAAUAACGCAAAGAUAAAAAAUAAAAAUGGCUUGGCAGAAGUCAGGAGAAUGGGAUGCUACAUUAAAGAACAUGAAGAUUAUAUCUUCUGCUACAUAGGGGAAACGCCAGGCUUGUAUAGAGUGGGCUUCUUAGUUAAGAAAGAACAUAAAAACAAGAUAUUAAGCUUCUCGAGCCUAUCCGAACGCGUAGCUAUGCUGCAGAUUAAAUGUAACAAUGCGACACUGUCAAUAAUACAAGCUUACGCCCCUGCAAAGAGAGCACCAGAGGAGGAUAUCAACUUAUUCUACGAAACUUUAGAAACAGCGCUAAGCUAG
Messenger RNA from Bombyx mandarina (wild silkworm), 804 nucleotides. RefSeq lists its product as uncharacterized. The record is from RefSeq and is a predicted model, not a curated record. Lineage: Eukaryota; Metazoa; Arthropoda; Insecta; Lepidoptera; Bombycidae.